Nicotiana attenuata is the source of this 660-nucleotide messenger RNA. Its product is annotated as biotin carboxyl carrier protein of acetyl-CoA carboxylase, chloroplastic-like. Gene Ontology annotation, molecular function: acetyl-CoA carboxylase activity. The record is from RefSeq and is a predicted model, not a curated record. Gene Ontology annotation, biological process: fatty acid biosynthetic process. Bases 1 to 660 code for a protein of 219 amino acids. Gene Ontology annotation, cellular component: acetyl-CoA carboxylase complex. The transcript is spliced from 7 exons. NCBI's taxonomy places the organism in Eukaryota, Viridiplantae, Streptophyta, Magnoliopsida, Solanales, Solanaceae.
AUGGGGUCUACUCGACUCCAAUCUGAGGUGUUUAAGGUGUGUGCCCGACUGACUGAGGUUGUUAUCCUCGAGAAGUCUACCGAUUCAAAACAAGUUUCUGAGAAAAAUGAAGAGGAAGUUCCAAAAUCUGAGCACACAAGUGCAGAUGCUUCAUCCAUUCAAGAAUUCAUGUCUCAAGCUGCCCAUCUUGUUAAGCUUGUGGAUUCGAGGGACAUCGUGGAGCUGCAGCUAAAGCAGAGUGACUAUGAAAUUGUCAUAAGGAAGAAGGAAGCAAUGCCCCAACCACCCAUUGCAGCGGCUCCCUAUGUUACGGCGCCCCCUUCUUUUUCACAAGCACCACAAUUGCCUCGUGUGAGUGCCCCUGCCCCUGCCGCUGCAUCUCCGCCAUCUUCCGCACCUGCACCUUCAAAGCCUAAGUCAUCACAUCCUCCACUCAAAUGUCCCAUAGCUGGUACAUUUUAUCGUUCUCCAGCCCCAGGGGCCCCACCUUUUGUAAAGGUAGGAGACAAGGUCCAGAAAGGACAAGUAAUUUGUAUCAUUGAGGCCAUGAAAUUGAUGAAUGAGAUCGAGGCUGAUCAAUCUGGAACUGUAGUGGAGGUAGUAGCAGAUGACGGUAAGCCUGUUAGUGUGGACACGUCGCUGUUCAUCAUUGAACCAUGA